GAUAACAGAAUUAACACGCUGAAUCGUAGCAUAAGCCGUUUUCGAUCAAACAAAGUCUUCGUGAAAGUUGCGAGGCAUUAAGCAUGAAAUCAGAAACACGGAGGUGUCACACUUGGGCGUAUAGGAAGGACUCUUGGAAGGUUUUACUCCUAGCAGAAGCUUUUCAUAUUGCAAUUUUGAAUGUGUUAUUCUUUUCUAGCACCCACAGUAGCAACAAAAUGAGCCAAAAACUGUUAGCCUACUAGGCCGUGUCUUCUUACUCUGAACCCGGUAUUACAAUACGUGCACCACACCCCUGACACGUAUGUAGUAGUGUCCCCCCUGAUCUCUUUAACGGAACAGACCCGGAACAAAGCUUGGAGCGUGUUUUGUUGAUUACCUCAUGGUUGAGGGGUUUUAGUGUUUUCACGCCCCUGAAUUGAUGAAACGUGAACAAUAAAAGCAUACAGAUGUCAACAACCCGCAAACACAUCGUUGAACUCCUUGUCAAAGAGGGUUCUUCAAGUUAGUAAAUAUCGAUCGUGUCGCCGGUAUUAGCCCUUGGAGUCGGUGAAGUAACUUUUAUUUACAACGUUUUGUGCCAUUUAAUUGGGAGCUCUUGUUCUGUCACAAUUUCUCCGCUGAACAUGGCCGAAUCUUAUUUGUUGCCAAAUCGUCAUUUCGAGCUCGAGCAGUGUGUUAACUUUCUGGAGUCUAGAAACUCUGCAGCGCAGCUGGAGCAUCCAGCGGUUUCGAGAUACAAGACGCUCGUUAGCAGUGGCCCCGACACAGAGUUACUUCGCUUCCAGAGUUCGCUGCAAGUUCACGAUGUGAAGAAAAUUCUCAUCUACCUCAGAAAUUUUGACAUCUGUGAUCUGGCUGACUACGAGAAAAUAUCCAACCCCCAUCUGUUUCCCACCUCGGAACUGAUGGUGGCCGAGUUAGUGACGGUGAUAUCGACGAAAGAUCCUCAUGCUUUCUGGUACUUUGUGCACGCAGUAAAGAAGUUUCGCGGACGGGAGGGACUGUUUGAAUUCUUUCACGGCGACAUCAAUUGCUGCGUUUGCGAGGAAGUGCAAGUAAAGGAAAAGGAAAUUGAUGGCACUCUUUCCUUGGUGCUCUCUCUCCCUGAAGGUAAAUGUCAACAGCGUAAUGCUCUAAGUGUACAAGGAACUGACUGCGCAUGCGUUGGUAAAUUUUUUAUUGAUAGAUGA
Orbicella faveolata is the source of this 1193-nucleotide messenger RNA. RefSeq lists its product as uncharacterized. The record is from RefSeq and is a predicted model, not a curated record. NCBI's taxonomy places the organism in Eukaryota, Metazoa, Cnidaria, Anthozoa, Scleractinia, Merulinidae.